Messenger RNA from Prosopis cineraria, 798 nucleotides. Its product is annotated as heavy metal-associated isoprenylated plant protein 26. NCBI's taxonomy places the organism in Eukaryota, Viridiplantae, Streptophyta, Magnoliopsida, Fabales, Fabaceae. Gene Ontology annotation, molecular function: metal ion binding. The transcript has 2 exons. Bases 175 to 639 code for a protein of 154 amino acids. The record is from RefSeq and is a predicted model, not a curated record.
CCUUAUCCUUCAAAGUUGUUCAAUCAAUAUCACUCCCCAACUCACUCACCCGAAAAAGCCAAAGCCUUCACUCAACCUCUGCUCUUUUCUUUUGCUGCUACUGUUCUCCAUUCAUCAUUCCGCCGUAUCUCCUCGUGUGAUCCCAGCAGUAUCCUCUUUACUCUCAGAUUCACCAUGGGUGCUCUCGAUCACAUUUCUGAACUUUUCGACUGCUCCAGUGGAAGGUCCAAGCACAAGAAGCGCAAGCAAUUGCAGACGGUUGAGGUCAAAGUGAAGAUGGACUGUGAAGGAUGCGAGAGGAAGGUGAAGAAGGCGGUGGAAGGCAUGAAAGGCGUGAACCAAGUGGACGUGGAACGAAAGGCUAACAAAGUAACCGUCACCGGCUACGUGGAGCCGUCGAAGGUGGUGGCUCGGAUAGCUCACCGGACCGGUAAGAAGGCCGAGCUGUGGCCGUACGUCCCGUAUGACGUGGUUGCCCACCCUUAUGCUCCCGGCGUCUACGACAAGAAAGCGCCGGCUGGGUACGUGCGAAGCGCUGAAGAUCCAUACGUGUCUCAGCUCGCACGUGCGAGCUCCACGGAGGUGCGUUACACGACGGCUUUCAGUGAUGAGAACCCCGCCGCUUGUGCCGUCAUGUGAUGCAUGUGUUUCGGUCACGGCCUUUGCUUCGCUGUUGUUGACUUUGUUUUGAGAUUUCUGUAUGUUAAAUUCCUAUAGAGUAGUUUGCUAAAGAGAUUGGUGAUCUUCAUAUAUGUCUUGAUUUUGACUGUAUAUCAUUAAGAAUUUUGCUUUGAUGAA